Dioszegia hungarica is the source of this 2259-nucleotide messenger RNA. RefSeq lists its product as uncharacterized. Bases 1 to 2259 code for a protein of 752 amino acids. Gene Ontology annotation, biological process: positive regulation of mRNA splicing, via spliceosome. Gene Ontology annotation, cellular component: spliceosomal complex. Gene Ontology annotation, molecular function: RNA binding. The transcript is spliced from 12 exons. The record is from RefSeq and is a predicted model, not a curated record. NCBI's taxonomy places the organism in Eukaryota, Fungi, Basidiomycota, Tremellomycetes, Tremellales, Bulleribasidiaceae.
AUGAACGAGCUGAUCCCCACGGCCGGGGGCCACAUGUCGACUGACGGUCCAGACGAGACUCAAGCCAUGCCUGAUGUCGCCACGGUCACCGCCAACAGUACCUGCCCUACCUGCACUACUGCGCUGAUGAGCUUGAAGAAAGCCGAGCAAGCGCUGGGGGAGCUCGCAUGGGAGCUGGAGGGCGAGAGAAAGUCCAGUGCGCGGCUCAAGGCCGUGUGCCGGAUACUCUUUGAAGAAGCGCUUGCCAAGGAACGCGCAUCAUCCACUGUCGCUUCGGGCGCCGCUACUGCUCCUGGCCGGACUUCAGGUGGCACGCGGGAGCGGACUUUUCUUUUCGACGACGGUGGGACGACGAUUGAAACUCCCUGGCCUGUGCAGGCGGUGGGUGACCAGGACUCUCAGGAACCCACCGCAUUCGGCGUUUACCACAACUACCGCGCUCUGUAUUGUCCUGUGAGGUCCAUCUUCAAUUUCAGUAGCCGUCAUGCAGGUUCUAUUCGGGUUUUGACCGUGAACAACUUGUGCACGUUAAAGGAGUCGGUAUUCGGGGCCUCGGCCUUGAGCUUUGGAUUGUUGGUUGUCCUCCCCAGCGAGAGCAGGGUGAAGGGGUCUCGCCACCCUGUCCCCCCUCUUCCCUCCAUACUUCAUACUUCUCACCCCAGCACAGCACUUCGGUGUCAUCACUCAGAUAUCGUCUAUUUCUCAUACACACGGCACCAUCAGCCUCACCAAGCCCACAGCAUGAAUCGUCAGGAUGUUCCAACGGUCGAUGAGGAACUGAAGGCUCAGGCUGUCCUUCGACGGGAAGGAGAGCUGAAGCGUGCCACCGUCAACAGUACGACCGCCACUGCCGGUAAAUGCCCGAGUUGUACUCCAUGUACGCAUGCCACCCAGCUGACUUGUACAGAGGGGGUCGCGAGCAGCGCGGCGACCGACAAUACCACGACUCCCGAUGCCACGGUCGACGACACGGACUGGAAGGAGGUGGCGCGGAUCUUGCAAGACGAGCUGACAGUCCUCCGGAAGAAGUUCGAUGCUCAGACAGAGGAGCUGGAUGUCACGAAAGAGAAGGUCCGCAAAUUCGGGGACACCUGGCGGACCCUGUACCCCGAGUCCGCGGUGCCUGCCCCUGGGCGCCCCUCAUUCCAAUCGAAUAUCGCUUCUCGAGUCACCGCUACUUUUGAGGUUGAGCAAGAUGGCGCAUUGGAGGUCACGCGGCGUUAUUUCUGCGAUCUGGAGCAACUCAUACUCAUACAAUGUCCGACCCCAACGACGGUAUGUUCUCUUCCAGCUCAGCCUCAGCGUCGACUCUGGGUACAAUCCGGUAUAGUCAGCAGCGGCAGGACGGGCGGUAUGAUCUCCCGGCGCGCGGCAUCCGGUAAACACGUUCCCGCCCUUUGUUCAGCUCAGUCCACCACCUCGCUCCAGCUUCGGCUCAGCCUACACCCUUCGCCUCUUCACCUCCCCAUCUCUUUCAUCUGGCAAAAGGAAGGCGGCGCAGCCGAGCGUGGUGACCGGUCCCCUGUUCGGGGAGCCGACCGGGAGCGAUCCCCAAGACGCGAGAGGGAGCGGAGCAGGUCUCCUGUGCGGAACGGCGGUGGUGGCGGCGGUGGUGGUGCCCAGGGCGGCGAUGAGCGCGCGUCUAGGCCCGAGAUCCAGAACCAAGGAAACAACCUCCACGUCAGCGGUAUCGCCCGUAACAUUGACGAGCGGAUGCUUGAGGAUCUCUUCAACACCGCCGGGAAGGUGUACAAGGCUGAGAUCAUGCUUGACCCCCACACCCCUGAUCUUCUAGGCGAGUCCCGUGGCUUCGGUUUCGUCAAGAUGGACACCAGCGACGACGCCAAUGCCGCUAUUGAGAAGUUCAACGGCACCACCCAGGAGGGCAAGGUCAUGACCGUCGCUCACGCUCGUCGUGGUCGCGCUCGUACCCCCACUCCCGGUCGCUACCACGGAGUCAAGAUUGAGGGUGGUCCCCCCGGAUCCGGCUACGGCGGCGGUGGUGGUGGCCGCUACGGUGGUCCUCCCGGUGGCUUUGACAGGCCUUACCAGCCCCGGUCAUACGACUCGCGAUACAGUGACCGCGGACCUCCUCGUGGUGGCUACGAUGAUCGCCGCUACGACGACCGGCGCCACGACGACCGUGGUGGAUCCCGGUACGACGAGCGGCCCCGGUACGACGAUCGCCCGCGGUACGAUGACCGUCGUGGUGGACCGCCCGACGACGGCCGGGGACCCCCUCCUCCUAUGGACCGGUAA